AAAAGUGUCCAUUACUGCCAAAGGUAGAAGUCUUCCUCCGCCUGCGUGUCUCUUCUCUAAGCAAAACCCACCCCCAGCCUCUAAAGGCCAACCAAACCAUCCUUCCGCUACCCUCCACGAACCCAGAGCAAGCACCCCUCAAUAGUGCACUACUCAACACGCACCCAUUUAGCCAGAAUUCAAAGAAAACUACAAAUUUCUCACCCUUCUCAAUUCCAAGUUCCAGUCUGUCUUUGAGCACCAUGGAUUCUCACAUCUAUGGUGUCUCCGAGAAAACCAUUCUUCUCUUUACUCUUCUUUGUUUUUCCGUUGCCUCCAUUUCUGCAUUGCCCCAUCAGAAUAGAACUGGCAAUAGUACGGUUACGGGUCAGAUGAUAAACUCCAACUCGGUUCUUGUUGCCCUCCUUGACUCGCAUUACACUGAGUUAGCUGAGCUCGUUGAGAAGGCUCUCCUUCUGCAAACCCUUGAAGAAGCUGUUGGCAAACACAACAUCACCAUCUUUGCACCAAAAAAUGAAGCUUUAGAGCGUCAACUUGACCCCGAAUUCAAACGGUUUUUACUUGAACCCGGUAAUCUCAAAUCUCUCCAAACCCUUUUGUUGUUCCACAUUAUCCCCCAACGGGUCGGAUCCAAUGACUGGCCGGGUCAUAAAUCAAACCCCACCAGGCACACCACUCUCUGCAACGACCAUCUGCACUUAAUCACCAAGAAUUCGGGCAAAAAGCUUGUCGGAGCCGCCGUGUUGACCCGACCGGAUGAUGUGACCCGUCCCGAUGGAGUAAUCCACGGUAUUGAACGCCUCCUAGUUCCACAAUCAGUACAGGAAGACUUCAACAGGAGAAGAAAUCUGAGAUCCAUAUCAGCUGUUUUGCCAGAAGGAGCACCGGAAGUUGACCCCAGAACCCAUAGAUUGAAAAAACCCGAACCACCAGUUCGGGCCGGGUCACCACCGGCUUUGCCCGUUUAUGAUGCCAUGUCUCCUGGGCCAUCACUGGCUCCCGCACCAGCUCCAGGACCCGGCGGGCCUCACCACCAUUUCGAUGGAGAAAGCCAAGUCAAAGACUUCAUACAGACGUUACUACACUAUGGUGGCUACAAUGAGAUGGCUGAUAUUUUAGUGAACUUAACCUCAUUAGCCACUGAAAUGGGCAGGCUGGUAUCUGAAGGUUACGUGCUGACAGUUUUGGCACCGAAUGACGAAGCCAUGGCUAAGCUAACAACAGACCAGUUGAGCGAGCCAGGGGCACCAGAGCAGAUAAUCUAUUACCACAUAAUUCCCGAGUACCAAACUGAAGAGAGCAUGUAUAAUGCUGUUAGGAGGUUUGGGAAAAUUGGGUAUGAUACACUGAGGUUGCCACAUAAAGUUGUGGCUCAAGAAGCUGACGGGUCGGUUAAGUUCGGGUCGGGUGAUGGGUCGGCCUAUUUGUUUGACCCGGACAUCUAUACAGCUGGUAGGAUUUCAGUUCAAGGGGUUGAUGGGGUUUUGUUUCCUGAAGUUGAGAAAGAAAGUACUUCUGUUAAGAAAUCCGUUAGCUCUGUUAAGGUUGCCACUACCACGCCAAGAAGAGGUAAGUUAAUGGAAGUAGCUUGUAGAAUGCUCGGAAGUCUUGGGCAGGAUUCGCAUUUCACCACAUGCCAAUGAACAUACACAGCUAAAUUCUCAAAGAGAGUGAAAAUGGAACCAUGAAAACAAUAGAGAAAAGUUGCAGGAAAGGCCUUUGUGAAAUACAAACACAAUGGGAGAGAUGAGAUUGCACUGUGUGAUUUCCUCUGAAUAAAUCCCACCACCCAUAACAGAGUUUGUUGGUGUUUUGUUAUAAAUACUGUAAUUACACACCAUUUUUUAAUUAUUUUUCAUGUAUGAACAAACUUGGAAAGCUACCCUCUCUCUCUCUCUCUCUCUCUCAUUUUUUGUCAUUUUUGUUUUUUAUAAUGGGCUGUCCUCUUUUUGCCCGCAUAUGAUCCACCGCUCGUGAAUCAACUUGAAACUUUCCAAUUAUUGUAGUUUGGGGAAGAAGACCUGUUUUUGUUCUCGAGAUUUUGUUUGAUAAAUAAAAUGUUAAUUGCGGUGA
Molecule: messenger RNA, 2073 nt
Organism: Populus euphratica (Euphrates poplar)
Lineage: Eukaryota; Viridiplantae; Streptophyta; Magnoliopsida; Malpighiales; Salicaceae
Product: fasciclin-like arabinogalactan protein 17
Exons: 3
Coding region: 243-1643 (466 amino acids)
Source: RefSeq, a predicted model, not a curated record